This is a messenger RNA of Penicillium canariense, 894 nucleotides long. RefSeq names its product F1F0 ATP synthase subunit gamma. The record is from RefSeq and is a predicted model, not a curated record. The transcript is spliced from 4 exons. Gene Ontology annotation, biological process: proton motive force-driven ATP synthesis. Gene Ontology annotation, molecular function: proton-transporting ATP synthase activity, rotational mechanism. The coding region runs from base 1 to 894 and encodes 297 amino acids. NCBI's taxonomy places the organism in Eukaryota, Fungi, Ascomycota, Eurotiomycetes, Eurotiales, Aspergillaceae.
AUGUUCUCCCGUGCCGUCCGCCCGGCCCUUCGGGCUGGCAGUGCUGCUGCCACUCGCGCUGCCCCUGCCAAUGCCGCCAACUUCGCGACUCUGCGUGAGAUUGAGGGCCGCCUCAAGUCCAUCAAGAACAUCGAGAAGAUCACCAACACCAUGAAGAUUGUUGCCUCGACCCGUCUCACCCGCGCCCAGAAGGCCAUGGAUGAGUCCCGCAGCUACGGUCAGACCUCCAACACUGUCUUCGAGCAGGCCGAGACCAAGCCGCUGGAGGAUAAGAAGACUCUGUAUGUGGUGGCCAGCUCCGACAAGGGUCUUUGCGGUGGUAUUCACUCCGGUCUCUCCAAGGCCACCCGCCGCAUGUUGGCUCAGAACCCUGAGGCCGACAUUGUCAUCCUCGGCGAGAAGGCCAAGGCCCAGCUGUCCCGUUUCGCCCCCGAGAAGAUCCUCCUGAGCUUCGCCAAUGUCUGCAAGGAUAUUCCGACCUUCGCCGACGCCCAGGCUAUUGCCGACCAGAUCUCUCUGCUGCCCACCGACUACGCCAGCAUCAAGAUCAUCUACAACAAGUUCAUCAACGCGCAGAGCUACGAGGCUUCCGUCGUUGAGGCUUUCUCCGAGGAGGCGAUCACCCAGUCCGCCAACAUCUCUGCCUACGAGAUCGACGACGAGGCUCUUGCUGGUCUCCGCGAGUAUGCUCUCGCCAACAACCUCUUCUGGGCCAUGGCUGAGGGCCACGCCUGCGAGAUCUCGGCUCGCCGCAACGCCAUGGAGAACGCUUCCAAGAACGCUGGUGAGAUGAUCAACAAAUUCCAGAUUCUGUACAACCGUCAGCGUCAAGCCGCCAUUACCGGUGAGCUGGUUGAGAUUAUCACCGGUGCCACCGCCUCUGCCGAAAUGUAG